Messenger RNA from Branchiostoma belcheri (Belcher's lancelet), 3713 nucleotides. RefSeq lists its product as uncharacterized. Gene Ontology annotation, cellular component: cytosol. The transcript is spliced from 22 exons. The record is from RefSeq and is a predicted model, not a curated record. Lineage: Eukaryota; Metazoa; Chordata; Leptocardii; Amphioxiformes; Branchiostomatidae. Bases 20 to 3709 code for a protein of 1229 amino acids. Gene Ontology annotation, molecular function: peroxidase activity; heme binding.
CGACACCUAGCGACUAGCAAUGGCAAGCCGGCGGGCAGUAUCCCAACAUGAGGAGCCGCCUGCAAAACGGGGGAGACACGAGAACGGGAACGGAGGCGCCCAACAACAACAGGUCCACAAGAACGGGUGCGCCCAACAGCAGGCACACGAGUGCGACUCCAAACCGAUCGGACGAGUGCAGCCCGGUCUGUUAGCCGCCAAGCCGAAACACGGGGCCUUCGUUACCGUCAGGUUCCGCAAGGGGGCCUCACCGCACCGGGAGGACAUCUUGUCACUGGUCAGGAGGCUUCAGGACUACGGAAGCGACGCGGGAGAGCGCACCUGGUCUGUGGCCACCUUCAACCCGGAGCUCUGGGAACGCUGGCAAAACGGUCAGGUAACCCUGGAGAAGCGUCCGGAGGGAGAGUACCUCCUCCCCAACUCCACCAAGUUCGUCAACACAGGCGGAGACGUCUUCUUCUUCCUCAAGUCCGACUCCCUAUUUCACAUCCGAGGCCUGAAGAACAUCGUCAGCCAACAACUCGACAACUUUCAAGACGUGAGCUUCGACAUACAGGACUCGGAGACGGGCAACAACCGCGUGAUCGGCGGGCUGUUCGCCGACGGUCUGGCCAACCCGACGGACGUCGAGAACAUCGACGACUUCGUCAUCACCACGGAGGUGGACAGGGGCGCGACCGGUGGGUCCUACAUGCUGACGCAGAAGUUCGUCUUCAACUGGACGAUCCUAGACAACAUGUCACAAGACCAGCUGGAGAACAUGAUCGGGAGGACAGUCACGGACGACAUCCUGGUGGUGGAUUACCCCCGGAGGCACGUGAAGUGCGCGCACAUCCUGGACGAGAACGGGAAACACCCGCUCAUCUUCCGGCAGUCCAUGCCGUACGGGAUGAACAAGACCGGCAUCGGCCGGGAGGAGGGGGCCUUCUACAUCUCCUGCGCCAACACCUGCCAGAGGUUCCUGGACAUCCUCAAGAAGCUGGUAGCUGAGGAGGACCACCUGAUCAGCGCGGUGCAGGCGGAGGAGGGGAGUUUCUGGUACGUACCGAGCGCUGAUGAGCUGGGUCUGGCGCCGGUCCCCGUCCGGGAGCAGCUGACCCUGAUGCCACAGUGGGACGUCAAGAGCGACAACGGCUACAUGUUCUACAACAGCCGUGAGUACAUGUACCGGAUGACCACAGGCGGGUACAGGGACGCCAAAAACACGCCUAGCUGCCGGGUGCUGAAACUCAUGGGCCUGGUCCUCACCGACUGGCAGCGCAGCUGGUUCGAGAAACAAGACGAGCCGCUCAUCCCAGAUCUCAAAACCUUCCUCAACGAGAGCGACCGCGCUCUCCUCAAAAAGUACGACAACGCCGUCCCCAUAAGAAAGGGCCUGGCGACGUACUACACCUUGCAGAACAUCGUGAAGACGCCGCCGUUCUCCGAGAAGUUCGACCUGUACCGCAUCUACCCCGACGAGCUGAUCGUGGGAGUCAUGCCGAGUUUUGCGUUCGGGCUCGGGAAGAGGGUGAUGCCGUAUCUGACGCAGGACGAGCAGAUUCCCGCCUUUCAGAUGGGCGUCAACGAAGCUGCAGCGAUAGGACACAUCGUGCCGGACUACCAGGUCAUCCUGGACAAAGGUCUGCAAGCCCUUAUCGACGAGAUGGAGACCAAAGCAGCUUCCGCGGAAACAAAGGACCAGAAGAUGUUCUUUCUUUCGGCUGAAAAGUCGCUGGAGGGGGUACAAGCCUACAUAGAGAGCUACGCAGAGCUGGCCGACAGGUUGUCCACCAAGGAAACGUUCACCAGAGAGCAGAAGGCGAAUCUUAAGAAGGUCGGCGCCCGCAUGCAGAAGCUGGCCAGGGAGAAGCCCGGCACGUUCCUGGAGGCCGCGCAGCUCGUCUUCACGAUGCACUGCUGCCUGCACAUCGUCGGUGAGCACAUCUCCAUCGGCCGGCUGGAUCUGCUACUGGGACCGUUCUACUCUCAGGACGGUGAGACGACUAAGGAGGAAGCCCAGGAGAUCAUCGACUGCUUCUUCAUCAAGAUCGGCGAGAGGACCGUGCUGAACCGCCACGCCGCGCAGGACAAGAUCUUCCCGGGGAUGACCGCCGUGCCCUACACCAGCAACGGGCAAUUUCCCCAGGGCGGCUGCCUGAACCAGUGGGGCCAGCAGCUCACCAUCGGAGGGUACCUGCCCAACGACGACGAGGUCCCCACCACCGCCUGCAACGAAGUCACCCUGAUGUGCCUCCGAGCCUCCAGGCGGCUUCCUCUGAACGCCCCGUGCCUGACGCUACGGGUUCACCACGGGAUCCCGCAAGAGGUGUUGGAGGAGGCGGCUAAGGCCCUGCUGAGCGGAGGGGCUCACCCGAUCCUGCUGCAUGAUGACAGGCUGGUUCCGGCCCUACAGGACUCCGGGAGGAGGGGCAUCUCUGUAAGCCUGAGAGACGCCAGGAACUACGCCUGCGACGGCUGCUUCGAGCCGGUGUUCGUCGGCGCCUCCGAGUUCGCCUUCUGCACCUUCCCGCUGCUGGACGCCGUGGAAAUGGCGCUGAACGAGGGGACGCUCUACUCACAGGCCGGUUCGACGUACCUCCGCGGGACCAAGAAGUCAUUCGCCUCGCCGCACGCGAGUCAGAUCGAGACGUUCGAGCAGUACCAGGAGGUCUUCCUGCAGCACCUCCGCCUCCACAUCCCCCUGCUGGUGUCCUUCCUCGCCGGGGGGUACGGCAACAUCUGGAAGAUGUGCCCCAGCCCCCUCCUGUCCGUCAUGAUGCACGGGUGCAUCGAGGCCGGCCGGGACCAUGCAGGCGGGGGUACGGAGUACCACGACCUGGGCUUCAUGUUUGUGGGCGGUGCAAACGCCAUCGACUCGCUCUACGCCAUCAAGAAGCUGGUGUACGAGCCACUCACGGCGCUGACCACCCUCCCGGACCUGCUGGCCUGCCUGAAGUGCGACUGGGGCCACGACAUGAAGGAGUACCUCGUCGACGUCCGAGCCGGACCGAGCAGGGGAGAGGUGCAGGCUAACUUCUUCAAGCAUCUCCGGAACGCCGCCCUGGCCCUCCCCAAGUUCGGUCACGGCGAAGACGAGGAACUGAAGGAGCUGGCGACUUGGCUGUUCGAAAACGUCUUCAAGAUCCUUCGGGAGACCUUCGAGAACGCGCCCGUCGGAGUGAAGGAGAUCUUCGAGAGGCUGGAGAAGGACUACUCCCUCCCUGGCCGGCCCUUCGGCUUCGUAGCGCUGCCGGGAAUAGGCACUUUCGAAGCGUACGUGGGGUACGGGCUGGCCAACGGAGCGUCGCCGGACGGACGGCGCAGCGGACAGCCCAUAGCAUCCGACCUGAGCCCGGCACCGGUACCCCAGGACCUGCCUGCCAGUCCUGACAGCUGUGACAUCUACAAGGCCUUGGAAUGCUGGAACCUUGACGUCAUCAACCACGACAUGUCGUGUGGCUCCGAGGUGGAUCUGCUGAUACGUGAAGACUUCCCAUUGGACAAGCUGACCGACUUCCUACGUCACUACUCCGACCUCGACGUUCCCAUUGGCUCCAACGUCAUCACAAUCACGUGUGCAGAUCCGGAGACGCUGGAGAAGGCGUCCAACAUGACCGACCCGUACGAGCUAGUGCGCGUGCGCCAGGGCGGCUGGACCGAGUUCUUCAUCACGCUGUUCCCCGUGCACCAGGGUCAACAGCGACGCCGCAUGUACGUCAUCCCGUGACGUA